AUGAGUACUCUUGUCCUUGCUCCCUCAUCUCAUCAUCAUCAUCAUCGUCCACCACAACCAUCCCAAUUAGCGAUCCAUACACAGCGACAACAGUCAAAUACGAUUGCCAAAACGAAACCGCGUUCUACACUCGUUGAUCCACUUCAUGCACGGUAUUUAAUUGCUCAUAAGCUUGCAUCUGGCGGUUUUGCCGACGUCUACGCCGGUGUACGGAAGAAAGAUGGAAUGCCUGUAGCAUUGAAAGUGAUACCGAGAAAGCGCGUGACAGAAAUCAAUACGCCUGAUGGCAAACUACCAUUGGAAGUUGUGCUAUUACGUCGUGUAGCUAAAGUGAAAAAUGUUAUACAUAUGUUGGAAUAUUUUAUACAUAAUGAUCAACUUGUUAUUGUACUUGAACGACCUGAACAUUGUUGUGAUCUAUAUGAUUUUAUUUGUGAACGUUCAGGCGGAUUAGACGAACGAUUAGCGCGAGAUUUUUUUAAACAAAUUUUACAAAUUCUUAAAGAUGUCCAUGCAUGUGGGGUAAGACAAUGUGAAAACUUAAUUCAAUUUAUCCUUCAAAAACAAUUUCAAUUCUUGAAUAAAUCCUCAGAAAAUUUAAAACAUUAUUCAUCGCAAUCAUCCGACUUCUUUCUUCUCCUCUGCCGUUUGUUAUCCUAUGCAUAUUCACGAGGUAUUUCUCCUCCGAACAUUCAUCAACAACUAGACGAUGAAAUACAAUACUUGAAACGAAUUUCAUUACCAGUUGAUGAUCAUUUACUUCGUGGACAUAUCAAUAUUGCGAAAGAAUUACUGCAAUUUCAAACAAGCGAACGGAAACGUUACUAUGGAAUUGAUCAAACAUUAAUUCAACAGAUCGUGGAACAGUAUCUCUUUCCGGCAUCUACUUUACUGUAUAACUUUCGUUUGUUACGACGAAAACGACUUUCAAAACAAUCAAUCGUGACCACUGAAACGGCACAUAAUGACGAAGAUAAUGAAUUGGAUCUACUUAAAGAACCACCUGUCGCUAUUUGCCAAACACCCAUGUCAACAUUAGCAGCAUUUGACUUGCUAGUUGUGUUAGGAACGAACUGUAUUGAAAAUUUGAAGCUUAUCGAUAAAUAUAUCACUGAUCUGUUCUACACAGUCCCUGAUUCCAGUUUGAACGAAUGGGACUUUGCGCCACUUGUUGGCCCACGUCCAAAUCGUAGCUUCGUAGGUUUGAAAAACGGCGGUGCAACAUGUUAUAUGAAUUCGGUUUUUCAACAAUUGUUUAUGAUUCGUCCAUUACGUACGGCCUUGUUAUCAGUGAAGAUUCCACCUGGCCAUGGCGAUGAUGAAACAGACGAUGAUGAUCAACGUCGAGAUAACUUUGAUUCGUUCUCCGAUACAAAAUUCUUUCUCAAAGAUAGUCAAUCGAUGACAUCACCGACGAAACAGCAAGAAAUAACGAAUACGACGGAAACAUCACCGAAGAAUACUACCAACGAACGAAAUGAAUAUAAUAUUCAAAUCUUUCGUCAUAUACAGUGGAUAUUUGGACAUUUGCUUGAAUCGAAAUUACAAUUUUAUAUUCCCCGAGGUUUUUGGAAAAUAUUUAAAUUUUCUGGAGAACCGGUGAAUCUACGUGAUCAACACGAUGCAGUCGAAUUUUUGAACACUGUUGUUGAUAGUAUUGAUGAAGCAUUAAAAUCUCUAAAUUUACCGCAAAUAUGUUCGCAAGUAUUAGGCGGAACAUUUGCUGAUCAAAAGAUAUGUAAAGAUUGUCCACAUCGCUAUUCACGUGAGGAAGAUUUUACAUUGAUAAGUGUAGAUAUUCGACAUAGUCAAAAUCUGAAAGAAUCUCUUGAACAGUAUGUUAUUGGAGAAUUACUCGAUGGACCUAACGCUUAUUUUUGUGAGAAAUGCAAUAAAAAGGUGGACACAAUAAAACGAACUUGUUUUAAAAAGUUACCACCCAUUCUUGCUAUUCAACUUAAACGAUUCGAUUAUGACUGGGAACGUGAAACACCGAUAAAAUUCAAUGAUUAUUUCGAGUUUCCCAGAGAAUUAGAUAUGGAACCGUACACAGUACACGGUCUUGCAAAAGCUGAAGGCAUGUCGGUGAUUGACGAAAGUGCUGAUGACGAUUCGAAAUCAAACAAUGGAGGCACAAGAUAUAAACUUGUUGGUAUUAUUGUACACAGUGGACAAGCAAACGGUGGUCAUUAUUAUUCAUUCGUACAGCAUAAAGAAGAAUCAAAUCCAUCAGAUUCUUUGCAUUGGUAUAAAUUUGAUGAUACGGAUGUAAGCGAAUGCAAAAUGGAUGAUGAGGAAGAACUUCGAUCUCAAUGUUUUGGUGGCGAUUAUCCAGCACAAUCAUUCGAUCAGCCAGUGAUGAAACGUCAACGUCGAUGGUGGAAUGCCUACAUUCUAUUCUAUGAACAGAUGACUACUGAACAAAUUGAAAACGAGAAUAGUUUAGAAAAAAAUCUUUCUCGAUUACAACUCUAUGAUCAAACUCAGCGAAUGCCACUAUCAGUUCAACGCAGUGUUCGAAAACAAAAUAUUAAAUUCCUUCACAAUCGCAUACAUUUCAGUCCAGAAUAUUUUCAUUUUAUGAAACGACUUGUUCAAAGUAAUGUUCAAGUUAUAGUCACGUUCUUUCAACAGCAACAACAACAACAACAACAGUCGCAUGGAGAUAAAUUAACUCUAACUAAUACGAUUGAAACGAUCGAAGAACUAGCUUUAGUCAGUGUUCAAAUCGCUACAAAAUUUCUUUUUUCAGUUGGCUGGCGAACGAAGAAAGCUUUGCGUGGACCUGCUAACGAAUGGACUGAAUUGAUUAUACAUUGUCUUCGUUGGUCAAGAAAAGCUCGAUACUAUCUCGCAGAAGAAGUGCUAUUUAAACAUCCAAGUCGUUUUCAAGAAUAUCUUAUUGAUUGUACAUCUGCUGAAAUUCGUAAUGCAUUUGGAAAAAUGCUUGUUGCUUUGGCUAGUCACUCUCGACAAGAUGAACAAACAACAGACAUUAGCACAGAUGAUAUUAAGACUUAUUUAACUGUAGAAGAAUCGAUACUUAAUCACGUCUUACGAUUACUUAAAAAGGAAAUGCCGGACAAUGUCAAAAUGCUGACGCAAUACUUUCAAUUCUUUGUUAAUUAUUCAUCUAUCGGUCGUCAUGAAUGUGAACAAUUAAUACGUCUUAAUGUUCCAACAUUAUUUGUAAAUCUUGCCAAUGAUGAUAGUUCCUCAUCAUCAUGUUCAACAUUACCUCGUUAUGGCGAACCAGCUAAACUAUUUGUGAUACUUUCAACAUUAAUUCGUUGUUUCGAUGUUUCUAGCCAUUGUAGAUCACGACAAUCCGAUGCUGCACUCUUGCCCAAUCCAUAUUAUACACAAGACAAUGAUCCAAUCUGUCCCAUGCCACAACAAAUGGCUGAUAUAAUCUACAAACGAGAUAUAUUUCUCAAAAAGAUCAUCGAAAAUUCUGGUUCUUGUGAAGAAUCGCUUCGUCUGCUUCGUUUUCUCGUUUGGGAAAAUCCUGAAGUAACAUCUGUCGUACUCAAUGAAAUCAUCACUCUACUGUCAAUGUAUCAUACAUACGAUUUUCGUGCUCAUCUCGAUGUACUUUAUACAGUUUUGAUCACGGAGGAUUCUUGGCAAGAAGUUCGAUUACUUUAUGCACUCAAAGGCGUUCCAAUGUCAAAUACACCGAAUGCGUCAGGAACAAGUCCGACAACAAGUUGUGGUUAUGAAUCGACUCCGCAAAAUUUAUUUGAUAUGUUCGUCAAAUCGAAAUCAACACAGCAGAAAAAAGCAUAUCAUUGCAUCAAAACUCUCGUACAAUUAUUUUCAAAUUGUCAAAAAGCUAAUCAUAUAUUAAAAACUGAUGCAGAUAUGAAACAACGUUGGUCACAAGCUGUACGUUGGUUGCAUGAACAAUUAGACCGAUCAUAUAAUAAUAUACAAACAAAUUAUCCCUAUUAUGCAUCUCAAGGACCUGUUACCAGCAAUGAUAUGUCACAAGGAUGUUUCAUCGAACGAACUCAAAGUGCUCGAUCAUUGCUUGACAAAGCUGUUGAAUUAUAUCCUGAAAUGGUGGAAAACGAUGAUGCUGGUUCUAAUAGUGAUGAUUUGGAAGACGAUGAACCAAUGGAGAAUGUUUCGCCUAAUGUUGUUAUUAAGAAUGUCGGUGGUAACGUGUCAUCGAAGAUGACGCCAACAUCAUCACGUCGUCCGAACUCUCCAUCGGUUGUUAAUAGUAGUUUGAAUCAACGAAUCUCACCAUCACCAGUUCAACAGAAUAAAUCAAUGCAACAGCAGCAUCAUCAUCCUCGAUCUUAA
This is a messenger RNA of Adineta ricciae, 4311 nucleotides long. NCBI's taxonomy places the organism in Eukaryota, Metazoa, Rotifera, Eurotatoria, Adinetida, Adinetidae. The record is from the annotation of a GenBank genome assembly.